Molecule: messenger RNA, 2162 nt
Organism: Lobosporangium transversale
Lineage: Eukaryota; Fungi; Mortierellomycota; Mortierellomycetes; Mortierellales; Mortierellaceae
Product: WD40-repeat-containing domain protein
Exons: 7
Coding region: 187-2142 (651 amino acids)
Cellular component (GO): Set1C/COMPASS complex
Molecular function (GO): protein binding
Source: RefSeq, a predicted model, not a curated record
GCAAGCCACAGCCUCUUUCCAAUCCCAUUUGAACUUCACCAAUAAAAAAUAAUGUUCAUUUCUUUCUUCACUGUUAUUCAUCAGCACUAGUGCCGAAACAGGAAGCACGGGUGUAGACAGGAACAACGACAUCCGGAUACUUGAAACUGAACCAACACUGAGCCUAGGCUCAUCAAACAUUCUGCUAUGAAUUUAGAGCUACUGGACCCCUUUGAGCAGGACUUUCCAGAGGUUAUUGAGGACACACUCGAGGAUGGCCCUGCAGUGACCGUCAAAUUUAAUCGUCGGGGCACGCUUUUGGCUGCUGGGUGUUCAGAUGGAAAGAUUGUCAUCUGGGACUUUGAUACGCGGGGUGUCUCACGAUCUUUGAUUGGACAUGUCAAAUCUGUGACCAGCCUGAGUUGGGCGCGUAAUGGUAGAUAUUUGUUAUCGUCAUCAAGAGAUUGGAGCUGUAUUGUAUGGGAUCUAUUGUCAGGGACAAAGAAGCACACCAUUCGAUUCGAUACACCAGUUCUUAAUGCACAAUUUCAUCCAAAAAAUAACUCGGUAUUCAUUGCUGCUUUACAUCAGGAGAAACCAGUUCUUGUUGAUUUUUCUAAUGGCGUAAAUCGAUCUCCUAUUUUUGAAGAAAAUCCUCCCAACAACAACAACGACAAUAGUAACAGAGAAGAGGACUCGACUAAACAAAACUCAUCAUCAGCAACGGGAACUAAUGCUGGGCAAACACAGCUGACACUGGUUGUUACGUUUGAUCGGCAGGGCAAGCGAGUUUACACAGGAUCAAAUCGUGGUCUGAUCAGCAUUAUUGACACAGAGACGCGAACUCUUCUUCAUGAAAUACGAGCAACUACCAGCGCGAUCAAAAAUAUUCAGUUUAGCAGGAAAGGGAAAGAAUUUGUCGUUAAUGCGAACGACAGGGUGAUCCGGCUAUUUACGGUUAAUGAGCAAGGUCCACCAGAGCAAGUGCAUAAAUUCCAGGAUUUAGUGAACAGGAUUCAAUGGAACCAAUGCUGUUUCUCCAGCGAUUCAGAUUAUGUUAUUGGAGGCUCUGCACAUCAAACUCAACACAACAUCUACAUUUGGGAUAAAAUUGGAGGAUUUCUUGUCAAGAUUUUGGAAGGACCCAAGGAGCCAUUGGAGGAUGUAGCAUGGCAUCCAAUUAGACCGAUUGUGGCAUCCGUCUCUAGUUAUGGGAUCAUUCACAUUUGGGCAACAAACUAUCAAGAGAAUUGGAGUGCAUUUGCACCAGAUUUCAAAGAACUUGAAGAAAACAUAGAUUAUGAAGAACGAGAAGAUGAGUUUGAUAUUGUUCCGGAAGAAGAGGCCUCAAAACGAAAACAUGAUGAUGAGGAUAUACUUAUAGAUGUAACGACCAUUGAAAAGGUUAAUCCUUUUAACGACUCUGACAGCGAUAAUGGCGAAGAAGAAACAUUUUAUCUACCAUUACUUCCCAGUGACCAGCAAGACGCGGAGUUACUCAACCAAAAACAUCAUCGCCGCCACCGUCGCCACCAGCACCGUCGCCAUCAUCACCAUCAUCGUAAUAACAACCAAAGUCAUCACACCAAUGAGAACGAUAAUAAUGGCCAUCGAUAUCUCAGACAUGAUCAAAAUAAUAGCCAUAGCCAUAGUCACUCACAAUCACAUACAUCGUCAAAGCAACAAAUAGUACCAUCAUUGUCGCAAGGCCAUAAUGGUAAUAGUAUCAUCAAAGAUGAAGCAAUGGAGCAUUAUACUGCUACGGAGGAUCCAAAACGAGAUUUGAAAGACCGGAGCCGUGAUAGAGAACGAGAUCGGGAUAGGGACAGGGAUCGAGAGCGUGAUCACGAACAAGAUCAGGACAGAGGACAAGAGAGAGAAUAUGACAGAACCAAGGAUAAAGACAUAGAUCUUGAUCAUGAGGAGAAGCAUAAGCGUAGGCAGCAACAACGGUCCGAAGAGAGUGACAAUGAAGAUGAGCAGGGUUUAGAUGUAAGGAGUACAAACGGGGAUGAUCACGACUACAAUCGAGACCGAGACCGAGAUCUACAUAUCAGCAAUAAUAACAACAGUAAUAAUCAUACCAAUAGUAGUGCCUCAAGGCGAAAACUGGAAGAGCAUCAACAACAUUCACCCUCGCGAAAUGUCAAGAGGCAGCGGUGAUAAAAUGAGUUCUCCAUUAU